This is a messenger RNA of Sciurus carolinensis (gray squirrel), 3567 nucleotides long. It is a transcript of the gene Cdc42se2, whose product is annotated as CDC42 small effector 2. The record is from RefSeq and is a predicted model, not a curated record. Gene Ontology annotation, biological process: regulation of Rho protein signal transduction. The transcript is spliced from 7 exons. Lineage: Eukaryota; Metazoa; Chordata; Mammalia; Rodentia; Sciuridae. Gene Ontology annotation, cellular component: plasma membrane. Bases 662 to 916 code for a protein of 84 amino acids. Gene Ontology annotation, molecular function: small GTPase binding.
CGCGCGCGAUCCUGGGCGGGGAGGGCGGGGGCCAGGAAGCGGCGAGCGCGCCGGGGAGCGCAGCUGCGGGCGCGGGGACGGUAGGAGCCGCGGAACCGGCGCUGAGAGCGGCUGCAGCCGGAGCGGGCGGACGAAACAAAGGCGACGGUAGAGCUAAUUUUGAGUGUGGAUUUUUGAAUGAAACCUGGAACCCAAAUGAGAAGAAAUCUUCAGGGAACAACUUCUACUGAUAAUGAGUCUACAGAAUCAUCUGUGUGCAUAUAUAUGGAGUGUUCUCAACUUAGAGAUAGCUGAAUGAGUGACUCAUUUACACGGAGUGGGAAACUUACUGAAUCCUUGGCAUUGCUGGAACUGUCAUACAAUUAUGGGGAACUUGACUGAUUGACUUUAAAAAUAUUACCUGUUAUAGACCCUGGGUCAGGAGAGCAGUUUUGUAUCUUCCUGCUGAUUCAGAAACAAGCCUCUGUAGGACCCCAAGCAAAGAAAAGGAAACAAUCUGACCUUUUCUUAUACUGACUGUAUAUAAUAUACUUGACUUCUAAGAACAAAGACACAGUGAAAUACAAUUUUUGUUUUGAUUGAAUAUUCAUCACAUUUUGGAGCUUCCUGAACUGAGAUUUGGAACCUCCGUUGGUGCUUAUUUAUACCUUGGACUGUAAGCAUGAGUGAAUUCUGGUUGUGUUUCAACUGCUGUAUUGCAGAACAGCCUCAGCCUAAAAGGCGACGACGGAUUGACCGAAGCAUGAUAGGAGAGCCAACCAACUUUGUACACACGGCUCAUGUAGGAUCAGGAGACCUGUUCAGUGGGAUGAAUUCAGUUAGCUCCAUUCAGAACCAGAUGCAGUCCAAGGGAGGGUACGGAGGUGGUAUGUCUGCUAACGUGCAGAUGCAGCUUGUGGACACCAAGGCUGGAUAGCCCUGGGUCUUCCCCGGUCAUUGUGAAUUCCAUAUUUUCUGUCUACUAUAAUUUUUUUGUCUUGUGAUUGCAUUUAUUUUAAUUACAAAAAGAAGUAUGAUGGCAUCUUAUCACCCUCUGUGAUUACUCCAGUGAGAUGUUGCUGUUCUGCUCCGAAGAAGAUACUGUCAAGCGGGUCCUGCCUUUUCUCCGCUGGCGUGCAUGCCUUUGGACUCAUGGACAGAGUUCUUUGGAUUGUAGCUGAAUUUCAAUGUUUAAUCAAAUGGAUCUGAUCUUAGCAUGAUUUUUUUUUUUUAAUUGUGAAUGCUAGCACUGUUUUGUAAUUUUUUUCCAUUGUAGACAUUUUCUUUCCAUCUCCAGCCCCCUCUGCCUUAUGAUUUACUAGUAAACAAGAUCUGCUACUGCUAACUUGUCACCAUUUGUGUAUAUUUUGGAAGAUGUGAGACACACGAGCACAAUGAUCAUUUUUAUUUCUUUGAAAUUUCAGCAGAAUAGGUAUCUGCAUGCUUUAUGGAGUUGCUUUGAUGGGAGCCCACGGGAUGCCAGAAAUAAGCAUUUAUUUGCUGCCAUGGGCUGAUUGUACUGCUGCUAUUAGACGGAGUUUGGCUGUGGCACCGAGUCACAUCAGUUUCACAGAAGAAAAGAUAACUUUGUAGCUUAUUUUAAAAGUAUGGCUUUUUGGCCUAUUUGAUUAGGAUUGCAAUAAGAGAAAAACUUGCAUUCAUAAGGCAUUCUUUCUAUUGUGAAUGUUCGGUAUAUUUAUUUUGAGAGCAAGGCCCUGCGGCCGGGAAGAGGCGUGGGUCUGUCUGGAGGCUGCGAUCGAGCUCUCAUCCAGUCUGAGGAGCUGUCGCCCCACUAGCUGUUCAUUCUUUGUGCACUUGUUUCCUUUUUACUGGUUUUUAUGUCAUGUUUAAUAUUUUGGCAUCCAGUUGUUUCCGCUAGCAGUGUGUUGAACUUCUGGCCUGUGCUAUUAAUCGCAGACUGCCAGAGACGUCAGACUUUCUGUGUUCUGUGUAUUUCGGGGGCCUUGGGUGUUGCCAAGAGCAGCACACUGACCUGGUGGAGUCCCUGCUGAUGCAGGCAGCCUACAUGGUGGCUUUUUAUGGUAUUGGUAAGAAGCCUUUGCUCAGGUUCCAAAAUGUGUUUAUCUUUUAUAAAUUGUGUAUUUCAAAUAUUUCUGUAAAUGUUCCUCUUCCAAAUUAGAGCAGUGGCAGUGGUUUGUGUUAUUAAAAUGUUUGAGUCCUAUGUCCAAUUUAGGCUGAACUACCUUGGUCGGAUUAACCUUUCAUGCAGCAGAAGGGGCUUAAUGAAAAACUUAGCUGUAAGGAAAUAAGCUACUGCACAGAGGAACAGUUAAACCAUUUUCUCUUCUGUCUCCACUUACCUCUUUUCCCUCACCUUGGUCCCAGGUUUUUGUGAAAGAGGUAACUAAAGACAUGUUAGGUUUAUGUAGGCAAAACAUGAAAGUAUGUCUCCCCUAAUUCUUCUGAAUUUAAUUUACCCAGUAGAGAGGGACCCCAGAGUACUUGAUCCUUGUGUUUUGCGAUUUUGAGCCUUCUCAGGUGUUGGUCCCAAGCGCGGCAUCUGUCCAGGUUCCAUUAGUGAAGAUCGCAUCUGGAACUUGCCUGGGUCCCAUUGUCAUUCUCCUCAGCCAGGGUCAGGUUCCUGUAUUUUUUUGGCAUUAUCAGCCUGGAUGCAUUUUAGCUUUAAAAUUAGCUUUUGUAUCGCCAGAUAACUUCCUGGAAUGAUACAGGAGCCCCUGUCCGUUUUACCCAACUCGUGAUUGGAUUUUAUUCUCUCCUAUUGCUCUUUUCUUGCUCCAGGACCAGUGAGCCUUGGAGUCUAUCUCCAUGGUAAGCCAAAGGCUGGGCUCUUCAGCCUCAACUGUCCUACAGCUGCCACUAACCUCACAGGCACAGUAAUUACACUGUACACAAGAGCACACGCCAAGGUGCCUGGGAAGGUGCCAGUAAAAUCAAGAAACAAAGUUACAAAGAUAUUAACCUUGGACAUAAAUAUUUUAGGAGGCUUAGAAUAUUUGAGAGUUUGGAGUGAGGCAAUUUUCCCACCUUCCUCAGUGGGAUUUGAAGCCUCGGGAGUCAUCUGUUCUCCUUAGCAACACGUCUCAUUUUUAAAUUGAAGUUAGUUAAAUAGGAUCUUUGUACUCCAGAUUCAUUAUGCUGUUAAUAGUUUGCUGAAAUACAUGCUAACAGCUAUUAAGGGAAACCAAACAAAGAUUUAAUCACAUGCAUCUUGUUAGCAGUGAUCUGCAUUCUGUAGAAGAGGUACUUCCCACAACGUAGGCAUAAAGCGGUGCCAAGAAGCAGAGUGGGAAUGCUGGCUGCAGGGAGCUGGGGGCAGCGUUUCCGGGGCAGUGUCGCAGCGGGCCUCGGAAACACUUUGUGAGCGCGUGGGCCUUCGCUCGUUAUUGAAUCAUAGCAGUUUCAUCAUAGAGAAUAAGUUUGCCUUGAUUUUGUUUAAGAUAACUUCUGCUCAGCACCCAGAAGAUAAAAUUGACAUAUUUUUAUAAUAUAAGCAUACUUUUUUUGUACAUUGUGUUCAUUCUUGAAUAAAGUGAGUUCAGUGUUGGCUUGUAGAUAUUAAAAAGAAAGUAUUGAUUUUGAUUCAAUAAAUGUUUUCUUUCAAUCCUG